UUUGAAAUACUGCGCGAUAAAAUUUCUAUGACUGCGAGUGUAAACAAAAUACUGGCUGAUAAAAUAUAUUUUAGAUCAACAUGUUUAUUCAAUUCUCUCAGCGCAAGUCCGGAAAAAUAACCCUAAAUUUAAACAAUAAAUUUAUCGUUAAAGGUAGAAAAACAUUGCGCUUGUAUGAAAAAAAAAACAAUGAACAGUUUGAUAAAACAUAAAUGAAUUUUUAUGCGUAGAAAAAAUUUAAAAUUAAUUAUUUAUUAAUUGUUUUUAUUGCAAUUUAAAACCCCCGUUUUUGUAUGUUUACAUUUUUAUCUUCAAUCAUUGACGUCUCGGUGCGAACAACAAUGGGGGCGGGAUUUUUAGUGAAAUACUGCAAUCUGAUUGGUUGAAUCGUAAGCCGGAAAAUCAAAAGACUGUUAAUUUGGAUUUGCAAAAUACACAACAAAAAAAUUGUAGAGAGAGAUAUGCGUGGUGGAGUUUUUGUUUUACGCAUGAGUGUUGUGAUUAAAUGAAAAAUCUGCUAUAAUCUUUAAUUUAUAAGGUAAAAUGAAUUUUCUUUAAUUUUAUCUUUGAAAAAAGGUUUUAAUAUUUAUUACUUUAUGACAGGUCAGAAUAAAUGAAACACUCGUUUUAAGAAUAAAAAAAUAAAAUUGUAUUUUUUAAAACAAGACAGAAGAAAGAACGACGAAUCAAAGACAAGUUUAAAGAACGUUGUAAAGUUAUGUAUACAUAAAAGAAAGUAUCUAGUAACCGAAGAGAUGUGUGUUGGAAUAAAAAUUUUCUUACUCAUUUUUUACGUCGCAAGAUGUCUAGCCAGCGCACCACCUUAUAAUCUUCAUGAAGGCAUGAACUGGAAGUGCGAGCCAAUACGCAUAGCUUUUUGCAAAGACCUUAAAUACAAUAUUACAGUCAGUAACUAUAACGACGAAAAUCAAGAAGACCAUGAGAAGUUUUUAAAAUCAUUCCAACCUUUAAUACAAACUAGAUGUUCAAAACACUUAAGAUUAUUUUUAUGUGCUUUGCGAGUUCCGUUGUGUCAUUCUGACUUUCCAAAACCCAUUACGGCGUGUCGAAGUUUAUGUGAAGAUGUGCACAAAAAUUGUCGCGAUACGUUACUACCACAUGUUAAGCGUAUACCUGCAGUUUUUAAUUGCUCAAGGUUGAAAGAAAAUAAAGAAGAUCAAAUGUGUUUGGACGGUGGCGUGAAAAAAACUCACUUUUAUCCUACAACGACUACAAAACGAACCAAAAACACAAAAACUUCAAAAAAGUCAAAACCAACCAUUCGCCGAGUUAAAACAAAUCACGUCAGAAAGACAGCAAAGAUCACGUCUGCCGCGACAUUUUGUCGAGUUUUAUAUUCAAGAAAUAGUCAAAAUUAUUUUUAUGUCGAUAAAGUUCAAUCCUGUGCGUUGGGAUGCAUGAAGGAUGGGUUAUUUACAUCUUCUGAAAAACAGUUAGCUGAGAAAUGGAUCAUGGCAUUAGCGUGUUUAUGCGUAUUGAUGUCUGUGUUGUCAUUAUUUGUUGUCGUGUUCAAUUAUCACAAGACAGCCUAUCCUGAACGAACAAUUUCUUUUAUCGUAGUUUGCUAUCUCUUCUAUGGCUUAGCGUAUGUUAUCAGACUUGUAUACAGUAGAGAAGGAGUCAGCUGCCAAGAGGAAAAUGGUUUUCAAUAUUUACUCGUUGACGGCUCCGGUAACAUAACGUGCGCAGCAACAUUUGUUUUGGCGUAUUGUUUUUCUUUAGCUCAAAAUAUUUGGUGGAUCAUGCUCUGUUUAACGUGGUUUUUAAGUGCAGGCAUAAGAUGGAAUUCAAAUGCGAUAAAAUCCAAAUCUUCGUACUUUCACGUGGUGGCGUGGGGCGUUCCAUGCGCCAUCACGAUCGUUGUGCUAGUCUUACGGAAAAUCGAUGUGAACGAACUUACUGGUAUUUGCUCGAUCGGGAAUAGAUACGAAAACCUUUCCACUUUGCGAGCGUUUGUGCUUGGACCUUUAUUUACAUUUUUGGUCAUGGGUUCUAUGUUUUUGUUGUUUGGUUUUAUCGCUUUACUUCGCAUUCCUGGACAUUUGAUCAUGGAAGUAAACGCCAGGUCAAAUUUAAAGCGGCCGCUGGCACCCGUGGCUGUUUAUGCGGCUCUACAUACUUUCUUUUCAACCUUCAUUCUUGCGAGCUACUUUUACGAGUACUUUAAUAAAGCCGCUUGGUAUCAUGAUCCAGCAACAACCGGACCAAAUUAUAUAGUGUUUUUGGUGCGACUUAUUAUGGAGUUUUUUAUUGGACUUUGUGCCUCACUGUGGUUGUUAUGUGUACACACACCGCCGCUCUACAAGAAAUUUAAACUGAAGUUGUGUCGAUCUGAGGUGGUUAUGAAUAGCCCACCUGAUCAUACACUCCUAGAUCCCGUCAGAUCGCAAACGGAUACAAACGAAACUAGCAUUUAAAUACACUUAUGAUAUAUUUUAAAACUUGUUACCCCAAAUAUAGCUAAAGAGGGACUGAGGCAAAGAGGGAUUAUAGCGCAACUCUGAAAAAAAGAUUUUCUUUGAUUUUCCUUCCUAAUCUAGGGCGAAAAGAUGUUGAUUAUAUCCACUUCAAAGCUAACUGCAGGUUGGAUAAAUAUUUUUCUUUGUCAAACAACAUCUUUCUCAAGCAUUGUUAAACUGAAAGAUAGUUUCCUGUAAACUCGCAUGAUUUGUGGGAGAUCUGGAAACGAAGUUGUGGUGAUGUCAUCUAGUGUUUUCGAGAGUUUAUUUUGGUUUGUUUUUGUUUUUGUUAAUGAAAUUUGUCUACAACUUUAUUUUUUCUUUAUUUUUUAAAACAAUAUUUUUAUAUAUGCUCGUAAAAUGUUUUCUAUUAAAUACUUUUGCUGUGUCUUGAAAGUGCUUUGGCUUUGUUUUCCUAUUGUUGUGAAGUUUCUGUUGGUCUCAUUAGUAAAAAUAAAUUAUGCUUUGUUGAACAUUAUCUUUUUAUCAAGCCUGGUUUAUCUGCGUUGAAUCUUUUUUGUUUCUGUCACCACCUCCACGGAAUGUCUCGUUCUGUUUGUUUUCAGUUUUGUACUGCAAACAUGUGGUUAGCAGGCUGUAUUAUAUGUAUAGAUAAACAUAAUGUGAGAAUUUUUUUAAAGAGAAUUAAUUGAUGAAUGUUUUUUCUCCGUGUAAAUUUUUAACCAGAAGUAGAUUGAAUUAUAAAAACAGAAAAAUACACGAGAUGGAAGAA
Messenger RNA from Hydractinia symbiolongicarpus, 3213 nucleotides. RefSeq names its product frizzled-4-like. Gene Ontology annotation, cellular component: plasma membrane. Lineage: Eukaryota; Metazoa; Cnidaria; Hydrozoa; Anthoathecata; Hydractiniidae. Gene Ontology annotation, molecular function: Wnt-protein binding; Wnt receptor activity. The record is from RefSeq and is a predicted model, not a curated record. Bases 756 to 2438 code for a protein of 560 amino acids. The transcript has a single exon. Gene Ontology annotation, biological process: non-canonical Wnt signaling pathway; canonical Wnt signaling pathway.